CUCCGAUUGGGCGAGGCGGGGCGCGACGGCCAAUCCGCGGCGAGCGCCGGCUGCCCAGGCCAAUGGCCAGGAGGUGGGGGCGGGACGGAGGUGGCUAGGUCCCGCCUCCUCACCAGAGCGCCCGGACGAGCGGCUUGAGUGCCUCUGAGUCUGGGGAGUGGCCGCUGACAGCCAUGAUGAACGAACAAAUGCAGGAGAUGGAGGAGGUGAGCAAGGAGCUGCUGAAGUUGCUGGCAGCAGGUGGGGCUGGGAACCUGCUGAAGAGAAGCCUGGACAAACAGGAGAAGAUGUUUGACAAGCUCCUGGAUACGCAGCUGACGGCGGCGCAGCUGGUUAAAGAUCUCCUAGCUACGGAGGAGAAAGUGGCUCAGAAACUCCUGGCGGGGGAAGAGGAGAUGCAGACCAGCCUGCAGAAGGUGCUGGCGAUGGAAGAGGCGCUGCAGAGAGCCAGUGAGGAGGACACCAGCCUGAGGGCUGACAGCAGUGCCUUGCGGAGAGAGCUGGAGGAGCUGAGGGCCGAGCUUGGGCGACUGCAGGACGACAUGGAGGACGACACUGGCAUGGUCAAUUCUGCAAUGUACAUCGCACAGCUUUAUUACAAGAUCAGCCGGCUGGACUGGGACUACGAGUGUCAGCACCCCCAGAUCAAAGGCAUCCAUCAUGGCCCAGCCAUUGCUCAGCCCAUCAACAUCGACAGCAGCCAGCACUCCAAGUGCUUCGUCAGUGACUACCUGUGGAGCCUGGUGGACACGGCCUGGUGACCCUGCCCCAGGCCAGCCUCACUGAUCGGAUGGACACUGGACGGCGGGAGCGACUAAAAGCUGGCUCGUGCCUCGACCAGCGCCAGUAAGGACGGACCCAGGGGCUAAUCACAAAGGGAUUUUUUAUUAAUGUAACAAUCAGCGUUUGAAAUCAUUAAAACCAAUCUCCCAG
This is a messenger RNA of Chelonia mydas (Green sea turtle), 933 nucleotides long. RefSeq names its product SPC24 component of NDC80 kinetochore complex (gene SPC24). The coding region runs from base 174 to 761 and encodes 195 amino acids. The transcript has 6 exons. The record is from RefSeq and is a predicted model, not a curated record. Lineage: Eukaryota; Metazoa; Chordata; Testudines; Cheloniidae.